AUGUCGAAGCCCGUGUCCAACAAGACCCUGGCCCAGAUCGCCCGGGUCAUCCACGGCUCCAGCGCGCUGGUCAUAACCGCCGGCGCCGGCCUGGGCGUGGACUCCGGCCUGCCCGACUUCCGCGGUCCCCAAGGCUUCCACGCCGCCUACCCGCCCAUCGCCAAGCUGGGCCUCUCCUUCCCCGACGUCAGCACGCCGCGCUGGUUCGCGCAGGACCCGGCGUUCGCGUGGGGUUUCUUCGGCCACAGGCUGGGCCUGUACCGGGCGGCCAGUCCGCACGCCGGGUACGGCAUCCUGCUCGAGUGGGCGCGGCGGCGCCCGGACGGCUUCUUCGUCUUCACGAGCAAUGUCGACGGGCAUUUUCGCCGGGCCGGGUUUCUGCAGGAGAGGAUAAUGGAGCGCCACGGGGAUAUUAAUUUUUUGCAGUGCGCCGACCCAGCGCGCUGCUCCGGCCGCGGGGACGUCGACGAGCUGAUCUGGCCGGCGGACGACCUGGAGGUGGAGGUGGACGAGGGCACGUUCCGGGCGAGCCGCCCGCUGCCGGCCUGCAGGCACUGCGGGGGGCUGGCGCGGCCCAACGUGCUGAUGUUCGACGACUACCAGUGGCUGGAGGACCGCACGGCGGCGCAGGACGAGCGGUACAGGGCGUUCGCGUCGCGGCUGAGGCGCAGCGGAAAGCCGUUCGCGGUGAUCGAGGUGGGCGCGGGGGAGAGCGUGCCGACGGUUCGGUGGGAGAGCGAGCGGCUGGUGGACGGCACGCGCGGCGGGACGCUGAUCCGCAUCAACCCGCGGGACCACGGGGUGCCGAUCGCGGGGGACCACCACGAGGUGCCGUUGGGGGGGCUGGAGGCGCUGACGGCACUGGAGAGGCACAUGGAGGGGCUGGCGGGGACGGGAAGGGGCGAGGAUGUCGGCCAGGCGAGGGGCGACCUGGAGGGUGAGGCCCGGGCCUUAAGGGACGACGUCAUUUGA
Molecule: messenger RNA, 972 nt
Organism: Ostreobium quekettii
Lineage: Eukaryota; Viridiplantae; Chlorophyta; Ulvophyceae; Bryopsidales; Ostreobiaceae
Source: the annotation of a GenBank genome assembly